AUGUUCGGGGCUCGCUCCACUCCCGUCACGGGCAGUAGGUACGGUACAUACGAUACGGGUGGGUACGCGCAUAUGCAUCGGACGGCAUAUGCAGUGUGCUCGUGCGACUGCCUCGGCAACAAGCAGUGCGAGGGCGGAGCGCUGCUUCCGAGCGAGCGGGCGCCGCGCGCGCUUCGCCGCCGCGCCUCGCUGGCGAUGGCCCCCGACCUCGUCGAGCGCGCCAGCGUC
Iphiclides podalirius (scarce swallowtail) is the source of this 228-nucleotide messenger RNA. The record is from the annotation of a GenBank genome assembly. Lineage: Eukaryota; Metazoa; Arthropoda; Insecta; Lepidoptera; Papilionidae.